AUGCCUCCGCCGACUUCACCCACCAUCGUCUCGCCUAGCGCAUACCCGGUUUUUUAUUCUGGAAUUUCAAUCACACUUGUUCCUCUUGAUGCGACCAAUACUAUUCCAAUCAACGAAGAAUUCUUCUAUGAAUUCCAACGCCAUCAGAGUACUUAUGAGGCACAAUACUGUUUUAAAGCUUUAAAGAUGGCUCCAGACACUUGGUUCAAUGAUCAAUUCUAUACAAGCUAUUUUAUGUGGGACUCCUUUACUUCUGGUGUUGCCAUCUCCAGCAUGCGCAAUGAUAAGAAUGGCAAAUUUGGAAAUGAUUUUGCUCAGCUUGAAUAUAUGAACGUUACAGUUGUAACUUCUAAUAAACCAUAUGGUGUGCAUGAUGGCUCAAAUCCAUUAUUCAAAGUUCGUGGAACCCCCAAGUUUGGUCUUAAAAGAGAUGGAGUUCAUAGCGGUCAUGUUCAAACUGGAAUUACCGAUAGCUUUUGCAGCGUCAAGGGAAGUAAUAAAGGAAGAUGUGAGGAUGGAUACACUAAGGAAGUCUCCGGUCCAGAAGCAGUCCACAUUCGUGUUGCUACGGGGGCUAAACCAAAUGUAGAUAAGUAUAGCCCUCUUGACAGGGAGUUUUUCAAAAGCUUCCUAGACUUGUCAGAAGACUCGCAACCCAAGUUUUUUGCAUUAUUCCUAUUCUAUCUGAUCAAACUCAGUCUCUAG
Messenger RNA from Miscanthus lutarioriparius, 705 nucleotides. Lineage: Eukaryota; Viridiplantae; Streptophyta; Magnoliopsida; Poales; Poaceae. The record is from the annotation of a GenBank genome assembly.